Sphenostylis stenocarpa is the source of this 1080-nucleotide messenger RNA. The record is from the annotation of a GenBank genome assembly. Lineage: Eukaryota; Viridiplantae; Streptophyta; Magnoliopsida; Fabales; Fabaceae.
AUGUCUGGAAUUUACGAUCAAGAUGGUGGAUAUGGCCGUAACGACGGCGGAGGUCACGGUGGUCGACGAGGUGGAGGAUUGGGUGGACGAGGUGGGUAUCAAGGCGGGGAUCGUGGUGGGAGAGGUGGUGGCCGCGCAAGUGGUAGAGACGGAGACUGGCAUUGUCCUAACUCAAGUUGUGGGAAUUUGAACUUUGCGAGAAGGGUUGAGUGUCACAAAUGUGGUGCUCCUUCUCCUGCUGGUGCUAAUGAUCGUGGUGGUGGUGGUUAUAAUAGAGGGGGAUAUGGCAACAGUCGUGGGUAUAGAUCGGGUAACUACGAUGGAGGAAGAGGUAAUAACAAUGUUGGUAGAAGUGGGGGAGGCAUCAGAGGUAGUCAAGGCAGAGAAGAUGGUGGAUAUGGCCAAGUUCCUCCACCUGCAUAUAAUUCUUCUGGUGGGAAUUCAAAUUUUGGGACUGAUGCGGUUCCUCCACCUGCAAGCUAUCCUGGUGGACCUAAAACUUAUCCACCACCAAAUGGAAGUAAUACUAGUGGAAGAGAUGCACAUAAUGGUGGUAGGUCGGUUGGAUAUGAUAGUGGUUAUGGUGGAGCUCCUGCUGAGCCCCCUACUAAGUUGAAGCAAUGUGAUGAGAAUUGUGGGGAUUCCUGUGACAACUCUAGAAUCUACAUAUCAAACUUACCUCCGGAUGUGACUAUUGAAGAAUUGAGAGAACUUUUUGGAGGCAUUGGACAAGUUGGAAGAAUAAAACAAAAGAGGGGGUAUAAAGACCAGUGGCCUUGGAACAUAAAGCUAUACACUGAUGAGAAAGGAAACAACAAGGGUGACGGUUGUCUUGUAUAUGAAGACCCUUCGGCAGCUCAUUCUGCUGGCGGUUUUUACAAUAAUUAUGAUUUGAGGGGUUACAAAAUCUCUGUUGCAAUGGCAGAAAAAUCUGCGCCAAAAGCUCCACCUGCUUAUAACCAUGGGGGCAAUAGGGGUGGCUAUGGUGGAGAUAGACGCAGAGACAAUUAUAGAGAUGGAGGUGGUUCUGGACCUGAUAGGCGUGAUAAUUUUGGUGGGAACCGUUCCCGGCCAUACUGA